CCCGCCCAGCUAGUCCUCCCGUCUUGCGCCGCGGCCGCGAGAGCCGUGUUUCUUCCAAGAUGGUGGCGCUGGGUUCGGGGUGACUACAGGAGACGACAGGGCCUUUUCCCCUUCGCCGCGACCCCGACACACCAGCCUUCGCUCGCUCGCGCACCCUGCCGCCGCGUAGCCGUCCGCCGGCCCAGGCGCCCGUCAUCCGCCGCCGAGUUACGCUUCACCUCUGCCGACCCCGCGCUCACGGCAGCGGGCGGCGGCGCCUCCCUCGGCUCCUCCUCGGAGUAGCUCGCGGCCUAUAGCCCCUGCCUGGAGCGCCCCGCAGCCCCCCAGUGUGGACAGACAGCGGCGGCCAGCGACGAACGCCGGGUUUUCGGCGGUCCCGGCGCCCCCUUUCCCGGCCUCGGUUUCCGGAGAAGGAAGCGCGGGUCCCGCAUGAGCCCCGGCGGUGGCGGCAGCGAAAGGGAACGAGGCGGUGGCGGGCGGAGGCGGCGGGCGAGGGCGACGACGACCAGUGAGGCGGCCGCAGCCCAGACGCGGGGGCGACGACAGGUUAAAAAUCUGUAAGAGCCUGAUUUUAGAAUUCACCAGCUCCUCAGAAGUUUGGCGAAAUAUGAGUUAUUAAGCCUACGCUCAGAUCAAGUUAGCAGCUAGACUGGUGUGCCAACCUGUUUUUAAUCAGUGACUCAAAGCUGUGAUCACCCUGAUGUCACCGAAUGGCCACAGCUUGUAAAAGGCCGUUAACUGGGAGCUUGAUUGGAAGUAGAGCAGCUGGGACACAAACUGGAACCCAUAUGAGCUGCCAGCUUUGCAGGUGGUGGCUUUACCCACUGCAACACAACACCAGCCGCUGUUGGAUUACUUUACAGCAGUGGUUGACUAAUGCUGUUUAUAAAAAUGAAUAAGAUCACCAGGAGAACCUCAGUCUGACGACAUUGAAGCUAGCCGAAUGAAGCGAGCAGCUGCAAAGCAUCUAAUAGAACGCUACUACCAUCAGUUAACUGAGGGCUGUGGAAAUGAGGCCUGCACGAAUGAGUUUUGUGCUUCCUGUCCAACGUUUCAUCGUAUGGAUAACAAUGCAGCAGCUAUUAAAGCCCUUGAGCUUUAUAAGAUUAAUGCAAAACUCUGUGAUCCUCAUCCCUCCAAGAAAGGAGCCAGCUCAGCUUACCUUGAGAACUCGAAAGGUGCCCCUAACAACUCUGAGAUAAAAAUGAAUAAGAAGGAAGGAAAAGGACCUCGAAUUGAUUUUAAAGAUGUGACAUACCUAACUGAAGAUUUGGUAUAUGAAAUUCUUGAAUUAUGUAGAGAGAGAGAGGAUUAUUCACCUUUAAUCCGUGUUAUUGGAAGAGUUUUUUCAAAUGCUGAGGCAUUGGUCCAGAGCUUUCGGAAAGUCAAACAACACACAAAGGAAGAACUGAAAUCUCUUCAGGGAAAGGAUGAAGACAAGGAUGAAGAUGAAAAGGAAAAAGCUGCAUGUUCUGCUGCUGUCGCUGCUGCUGCUGCUGCUGCUAUGGAAGAGGAUUCAGAAGCAUCUUCCUCAAGGUUCGGUGAUAGUUCACAGGGAGACAACAAUUUACAAAAGUUAGGCCCGGAUGAUGUGUCUGUGGAUAUUGAUGCCAUUAGAAGGGUCUAUACCCGAUUGCUCUCUAAUGAAAAAAUAGAAACUGCCUUUCUCAAUGCACUUGUAUAUCUGUCACCUAAUGUGGAAUGUGAUUUGACAUAUCACAAUGUAUACUCCCGAGAUCCUAAUUAUCUGAAUUUGUUUAUUAUUGUAAUGGAAAAUAGAAAUCUCCACAGUCCUGAAUAUCUGGAAAUGGCUCUGCCGUUAUUUUGCAAAGCAAUGAGCAAGCUACCCCUUGCAGCCCAAGGAAAACUGAUUAGACUGUGGUCUAAAUACAGUGCAGACCAGAUUCGGAGAAUGAUGGAAACAUUUCAGCAGCUUAUUACUUACAAAGUCAUAAGCAAUGAAUUUAACAGUCGAAAUCUGGUGAAUGAUGAUGAUGCCAUUGUUGCUGCUUCCAAGUGCUUGAAAAUGGUUUACUAUGCAAAUGUAGUCGGAGGGGACGUGGACACAAAUCACAAUGAAGAAGAUGAUGAAGAACCCAUCCCUGAGUCCAGUGAAUUGACACUUCAGGAGCUUUUGGGAGAGGAAAGAAGAAACAAGAAAGGUCCUCGGGUGGACCCACUGGAAACUGAACUUGGUGUUAAAACUCUGGAUUGUCGAAAACCACUUAUCCCUUUUGAAGAAUUUAUUAAUGAACCACUGAAUGAUGUUCUAGAAAUGGAUAAAGAUUAUACUUUUUUCAAAGUAGAAACAGAGAACAAAUUCUCUUUUAUGACAUGUCCCUUUAUAUUGAAUGCUGUCACAAAGAAUUUGGGAUUAUAUUAUGACAAUAGAAUUCGCAUGUACAGUGAACGAAGAAUCACUGUUCUCUACAGCUUAGUUCAAGGACAGCAGUUGAAUCCAUAUUUGAGACUCAAAGUCAGACGUGACCAUAUCAUAGAUGAUGCACUUGUCCGGCUAGAGAUGAUCGCUAUGGAAAAUCCUGCAGACUUGAAGAAACAGUUGUAUGUGGAAUUUGAAGGAGAACAAGGAGUUGAUGAGGGAGGUGUUUCCAAAGAAUUUUUUCAGUUGGUUGUGGAGGAAAUCUUCAAUCCAGAUAUUGGUAUGUUCACAUAUGAUGAAUCCACAAAGUUGUUUUGGUUUAACCCAUCUUCUUUUGAAACUGAGGGUCAAUUUACUUUGAUUGGCAUAGUACUGGGUCUGGCUAUUUACAAUAACUGUAUACUGGAUGUACAUUUUCCCAUGGUUGUCUACAGGAAGCUAAUGGGGAAAAAAGGAACUUUUCGUGACUUGGGAGAUUCUCACCCAGUUCUAUAUCAGAGCUUAAAGGAUUUAUUGGAAUAUGAAGGGAAUGUGGAAGAUGAUAUGAUGAUCACUUUCCAGAUAUCACAGACAGAUCUUUUUGGUAACCCCAUGAUGUAUGAUUUAAAGGAAAAUGGUGACAAAAUUCCAAUUACAAAUGAAAACAGGAAGGAAUUUGUUAAUCUCUAUUCUGACUACAUUCUGAAUAAAUCAGUAGAAAAACAGUUCAAGGCUUUUCGCAGAGGUUUUCAUAUGGUGACCAAUGAAUCUCCCUUAAAGUACUUAUUCAGACCAGAAGAAAUUGAAUUGCUUAUAUGUGGAAGCCGGAAUCUAGAUUUCCAGGCACUAGAAGAAACUACAGAAUAUGACGGUGGCUAUACCAGAGACUCUGUUCUGAUUAGGGAGUUCUGGGAAAUCGUUCAUUCAUUUACAGAUGAGCAAAAAAGACUCUUCUUGCAGUUUACAACUGGUACAGACAGAGCACCUGUGGGAGGACUAGGAAAAUUAAAGAUGAUUAUAGCCAAAAAUGGCCCAGACACAGAAAGGUUACCUACAUCUCAUACUUGCUUUAAUGUCCUUUUACUUCCGGAAUAUUCAAGCAAAGAAAAACUUAAAGAGAGAUUGUUGAAGGCCAUCACAUAUGCCAAAGGAUUUGGCAUGCUGUAAAUCAAAAUAAAAACAGAAACAAAAAAAGGAAGAAAAAAUUAAAUUUUAAUAAAUAUAAUAAGAGGGAUAAAUUUGGUUGUGAUAGUGUCCCAGUAUAAAAAGGCUGUAAGAUAGUGAACCACAGUAGUCACCUCUGUCUGUGCCUCCCUUCUUUAUUGGGGACAUGUGGGCUGGAACAGCAGAUUUCAGCUACAUAUAUGAACAAAUCCUUUAUUAUUAUUAUAAUUAUUUUUUUGCGUGAAAGUGUUACAUAUUCUUUCACUUGUAUGUACAGAGAGGUUUUUCUGAAUAUUUAUUUUAAGGGUUAAAUCACUUUUGCUUGUGUUUAUUACUGCUUGAGGUUGAGCCUUUUUGAGUAUUUAAAAUAUAUUUACCAACAAAACUACUCUCCCAAGGAAAACAUUGCCACCAUUUGUAGACCAUGUAACCUUCAAGUGUGUGCUAUUUUUGUCCCUGUUAUCUAACACAAAUCAGGAACUGUGUUUUUUUUUUUUUUUUUAACAAUUUGCUUUUGAAACUUGAAGUCUUUGAAACAGUGUGAUGCAAUUACUGCUGUUCUAGUCCCCAGAGUUUUCUGUGCAAAAUCUUAAGAAUUAAUAAAGAUGGAAGGGAGAACUUGGAAUGUUUUAACUGCAGCCCUCAGAACUUUACUUUAGUAACAGCACAACAAAUUAAAAACAACUCAUGCCACAGUAUGUUGUCUUCAUCUGUCUUGCAACCAACUGUUUGAGUAGCCAAUCCUUUCUUAGUAUAUGAAAGGACACAGAUUUUUUUUGUUGUUGUUCUUGUUAAGUUUACUGGGAAAAGUGCAUUUGGCCAAAUGAAAUGGUAGUCCAGCCUAUUUCAACAACGUUAGGAAGUUGCUUAUUAUUUAAAAAAAAAAAGCAUGUGAAAGUGCACUUAAACUUUUUAUUAGUUAUUACCUAGAUUUUAAAUAGACAAUCCAAAGUCUCCCCUUCAUGUUGCCAUCAUUUUGUUUAAUCAACUGUUUUAGCAAGGCACAUGAUCAGUGUUGCAGCAUAUUGGAAAGGAUGGCUACUGUGCCUUGUGUUACUUAGACAGUAAGUAGACCUGGAAAGGAAUGGAGCUAUCACUCCUAAGAAUUACGUUGUGUGUCCCCAAAGAUUAAAUUUGCUUCAGAAAGUGUUAGAAUCACUUUCAUAUACUGUGGGUGGCAAAAGUCCAAAUAGGUUUAAAUUGCUGGCUGUUCAGAAGUAAGUAGUUUUCCCUUUCCUAAUAUUCUGUGUCUGUGAUGUUAUUUUCUUUUAUUGCAUUAUGAAAUAAAAGGAUUAUGUAUUUUUAACUAAGA
Lepus europaeus (European hare) is the source of this 4835-nucleotide messenger RNA. It is a transcript of the gene UBE3A, whose product is annotated as ubiquitin protein ligase E3A. Gene Ontology annotation, biological process: protein polyubiquitination; ubiquitin-dependent protein catabolic process. The coding region runs from base 944 to 3526 and encodes 860 amino acids. The record is from RefSeq and is a predicted model, not a curated record. The transcript has 14 exons. Lineage: Eukaryota; Metazoa; Chordata; Mammalia; Lagomorpha; Leporidae. Gene Ontology annotation, molecular function: ubiquitin protein ligase activity.